AUGACAGUUCUAAUGCUACCUGAGUUGCAGGUUGAUGAGCUUAAGGUUGCAAAGGCAACACCAAAGGAGAAGGCAUUAAACUUUGUGUGCGCAAUGUUCAAAAAUCCUCAAGCUGUUCUUCAGGAUUCAUGGCAUAUGAAGGUAGAAGAGAAGAAACGUCUUCAAGUAACCUUACAAUCUGCCUGCCAAUUGCAUGAAUAUGCUAAUGAACACUAUCAAAGUGUUGGUGUCAGUAAGUAUGCUCAGCUUUUGAAUGAGCAAUACGGGAUGAUGCACUUCAUAAUUUUAUUUUACCAUCAAUAG
Molecule: messenger RNA, 303 nt
Organism: Eruca vesicaria subsp. sativa (arugula)
Lineage: Eukaryota; Viridiplantae; Streptophyta; Magnoliopsida; Brassicales; Brassicaceae
Source: the annotation of a GenBank genome assembly